GGCUCUCAGCUGCUUUGCUUCAUCCGCCAUCCUCUUAUUUUUUGUUCCCUUCCGAAGCAGACAUGAAGCGAGAACUCAGCCUGUUUGCAGUUCUUUUGCUUACGUUUAGUGCUGUGUGCUGGUUGGGCCCACACGGGCAGCCAUCUCGGCGGCUUUUGUCUCUAUCAGUCGCCUUUAAUAGCGUGGAAGUCGAUUGGACACUCGCUGGGCAGCCAGAAGAGGACUUUGAAAGGUGGAUGUCAAAUGGUGGACUAAGCCACGACGUGACCGAUUUCCGAGGGCGCUUGGCUGUACGAAUUUUGGCCUUUGCUGUGGAUGUGCUACCUGAGUCCAUCAAAAAGGACUAUGCUGAGGACUUGGCAGAGGUCCAAGGUGUAGAUCCAUCGGCAAAACGACCGCUGACCUGGACCGAAGAGCUGAUUAAAGAUGCGCUUGCCACGCAAGCUCUGCAUGGAGAAAAUCUGACUGCGAUGGAUUACAAGUACUUUCGAUUUUUGCCGAAAUUCAUUGGUCGCGUUCUUCCUGGGCAAAGCGCACUGGGUUGGUCUUCUCGUUGUUGGAAAGAGGUGUCUGCCUCUGUGGAGAAACUGAAAGACAAGUGGCAGCUCCAUGUGAAGGUGUCGAAAGCGCAACGUUUGAUUUGCAAUGAAGUCUUUGGCCUCUUCACUGCCUCCCACUUUCGUAUUGGAUCCUUCUCAACUCCAAUUGGUGGCCAGAAGACCUUCACAUUCGAAAUGGGGCUAACAGAACCUCAAACUUGGGAUGUGGACAACUUGGGCGUACGGAUCUUUGCCUUCCAUGAGAAUGCCCUUGCCACCAUGCGAAGUGUCUUGGAUACGGCACUCUUGUUCGCACCUCUUCACACCAAAGGUGUUGCACCAUUGGCAGCCCAGCGGAAUGUGGACUUCUUGGAAAAGUACAUGGGCAUUGAGAUGAAGAGACGAGUUUCUCCGCCCGGAGAUCAGCCCAUCCUAAACGAGUCGCAGAUUCACAGUGGAGACUUCAUUGGGGUCAUCCGCUUGGAUGGCUUGGAUCCGGUCCUGGCCUUUGGCAUGGGAUCGCAUACAGGCCACACUGCCGUGGCCUUGUGGGAAGAUGGACAGCUUUAUAUUGCAGAGAGCACUGUCAAUGGUUCUUACUGGCCGACCAAUGGAAUCCAACGCACGCCUUACAGGCAAUGGAUGGCACAGGCGAAAGCUGCUGGUUUCUCCGUGGUACAUGCACCCUUGCGAGAGGAGUAUCGCAAGAUGUUUAGUGAACGCGGUGCUAACGAUUUCUACCAUCGAUAUGAAGGCUUGGAAUAUGGUUAUCAUGCCCUCUUCACCGGCUGGAUUGACACUACUCGUGGCAACUACCCGUGCAUGCCACCAUACAAUAGCACUGCAGACAAAAUUUGCCUUGUUUGGGAACUGCUGGAGGUUGGUGUGCCCAUCGUGACAAGAUACAUCCCCAGGCUCGAGAAGCCAUUCCUGCUUGCUUGGAAUCAGCAUGUCACGGGAUCUGCCUUCAGCAAUCUUUCGGGAACUGCCCUGUACAGAGAAGCGCUCUCAAAAGGGAUGGAGUUGGAUCUAAUUCCUGCUGUGCCGGAACCAGAUGGCGUUUUAUACCCCUCGGACUUCAACAACGGUACUCAAGCCCCAUCCAUAGCGAUGGUGUGCGACGUUUUUGUUUGUUCUAUUUGGAAAGCUGCCGGUCUUUUCAAAGAGAUCGAUGAUGACUUCAGUUGCAUCGAGCAGACCAAUUUGGACGUCUAUCAACUGAAUAUUCUUGAAGCACCUAAGCAGCGCCCAGCAUCGUGCGUUGCGGCCGACCCGGACAAUGCCUUGUGCCAAUUGACGGGAGACUACGAGCUGCACUUGCCGAAGUUGGGCCAACGAUCUAUGUACAGACACAUGCAAGAGAAAUGCCCGACAGAACCUCCUCUUUACGCUCGACCUUCAAAUUGCUGAUUUGAAUGCUUUGCACGAGUCGAAAACAAUAUGAACCCUGAUAAACAUUGAUACGGAUAAGAAAAAA
Molecule: messenger RNA, 2016 nt
Organism: Cladocopium goreaui
Lineage: Eukaryota; Dinophyceae; Suessiales; Symbiodiniaceae
Source: the annotation of a GenBank genome assembly